CAAGAUCUUCGUCUUUCUCUCCAUGACUGCUGUCUUCCGUUAUUUAUCCACUGUCUCGGAGUGCGUGGGUUAAUCUAUCUUCUUCCACCCCUCCCCUCCGCGACCAUCCACAUUCGCCUCCCAACGAGAACCUCAACAACAUCCAACUGUACGAAUCUUUCGACUUAACGGAGUGCCUAUCCCUGGACACCGAGUUUCAACCAGGUACCUACGCGUUUCGCCCGCUCUCGUGCUGAAAUGGUCCACGCCACAGGCGAGGAACGCGCCGUACACCUUUCACGAGAGGCUGUCGAGUUGAGAGAUUCCGGGCACCAUGAGGCCGCUGUCCGAAAUCUCCGAGAAGCCCUCGCGCUCGCGCCCGAUAAUGCUACUGUCAAGGAAGCUUUCCUGAAGAUUCAGAAUGAAGACGGAAACAGCCAUCACUUACUCGAACUGUGCCGCAGUUAUGCUAUCCAGAAAAACGAAAAAGCUGGAAAAGACGCCGCCCGCUAUCUUCGGACCGACGGUCUUGUCCCGCCGGAGAAUGUAGCGCUGGAGUGUGUGAAACUGCUGCUUUCAUACCAGGCGCAGGCGUUGUCUCCGCUCCAGGAUGAUAUUAUCGCGGGUCUCGUUCGCCAGAAUGCCAGUGUUCGCCAGUAUUUCUCCAGCCAGCUUCAAGUGUCGGUCACCACAUUUUUCGAUGACCUUUACGACCGGGGCGAUGGAGCCGCGGUGUGUCUUGAUACUGUAGUUUUGGAUCAUGCAGUCUGGCCUUCGGAGGAAGCACGCCUGCAUUGUGAGCGAGAGCUCUUCCAGCUCUUUAUCGCCAAGCUUAUGGAAUCGGGCCAUGAUCUGGACGGGCGAUCGCUCAAGGGUAUUGCUCGUCUUUUGGCUGUUGAGGCUGACCAGUUGCGAGAUCUAAUGGAUGAUGAGAGCCUUGAUGUGGUUAUAACGUCCUUGGAUCACCGACUUCCCCUGGAGUGGAGAAGCCAGGCUACUUUGGCCACCGUCAAGUACCUGGAGUCUGCCAAGGAAUUUGGACAGAAGCAGUUUUCGCAAAUCAUUUCAGCCAAGCUAAGGAAGAACCGUGUUGACGACCUUACCGUUGCGUUUUCCGCCACAGCCGUCAUCUUCCCCAUUGCCCCCGAUGUUGCGGCCGAGCUCUUUCUCUCUGAAGCCUUCAUGGCCUCUUUGAAACCCCUCACUGCGAGGGAUGCGAAAAGCCGCAGGAUGGAAAAAGCGAUUCUAGAGCUCCUCAAUGCUGCAUGUAUCAGCAGCACCAGUCGCGACGCCAUUUCUAAGAGUCUCUCUGACUGGCUUUCUCAUAUUCUCACGAACGGCAGUGACGAGAGCUCCGAGCUGGCGGCAGUCAUCCUGGCAAAGCUGCGAGCUUCUGCGAAGGACAGCAAUGGUACAGCUUCUAAUGGUAAGGCUCAGAGCCACGACGGCAAUGUUUCUGAGCUUGUUGACCGAUUCAAGGGAUUGAUGUCUCGACAAGAGACUGAGCAUAUCUCGAACGCGAUCGAAGGCUUAGCUUACUCUUCGGUCAAACCGGAGGUUAAGGAACAACUCGCAGCAGAUCAGAGUUUUUUGCGAGGAUUGAUCAAAGUCCUACAGGAGAAGUCUAACGAGACAUCGAUUCUUUACGGGGGUCUGAUGAUUAUCUUGAAUCUUACGCAGUUCCUUCCCAACUUAUCUGAGGAGCAAAAGAAAAUGUCUCAGCUCAAAUCUUACGCUGAAGCAAACGCCAAAGCCGCGCAGAAUGGUCCGAGUGUCCUCGAGGAUGACAAGCAUGUCAUAGCUCGUUGUGCCGCUGUAGUUGAUGCAGGAGUGGUUCCUCUCUUGGUGGCCUGCGGCAGGAAUACCGCCCGCUCAAAUCAUGAGCUUAUCAGCCGUAUACUUCUCUCUCUCUCGCGUAAUCCCAAGUCACGCGGUACCCUAGCACAGCAAGGUGCGGCCAAGCUAUUACUCGGUCUUGCCGUCAACUCUAACUCAAGCAACACCAACAUCCUGAACGCGUCGCACGCGCUCGCACGUAUUCUUAUCUCCGUCAACCCCUCGCAUGUCUUUCCGCUCUCGGGCUAUCCCCAUGUUACUUCGGCUAUACGACCCUUGGUCGCGCUUCUCGCUUCUCCCGAAGUCACCAGUGUAACAGCAGAACAGCCACUGGACAUGUUGCCGGUGUUUGAAAGCCUCCUUGCACUCACGAAUCUAGCUUCUCAUCCUGAUUCAGCGGCUGCAGAGGCUAUCGUCCGUCAUGCUUGGCCGCAAGUGGAAGAAUUACUCCUUUCCAAGAACCCUUUAAUUCAGCGAGCCGCUUGCGAGUUGGUUUGUAACCUGAUGGCCUGCGAAUCCGGGGUCAUCAAAAUGGCCGACGGCACCAAGCGAGCUGCCCAACGUCUACAUAUCUUGCUCGCUCUCACAGAUACCGAUGACCUUACCACGCGACAGGCUGCUGGCGGUGCUUUAGCUAUGCUGACAGAGUUUGAUCCUGUCAUUGCUGGGGUACUCAAUCGACCGCGCGGUGUUGAGCUCUUGCUCAACCUUUGCCAGGAAGAAGACGAUGGCCUUAUCCACCGCGGAAUCACCUGCGUACGCAAUCUGACUUGUGCCGCCUCUGGCGACAAUAGGCGUCGCGCCAUAGAAGCCGUGAAACAAGCCAAAGGCGUCGAGAUUCUAAGCAACAUGCUGAAGAAGACGCGGAACCAGUUGAUCCUCCAGAUUGGCGUUGAGGCAUUAAAGCCCCUGGUGGAGUGAUAGGCGGCGGCAGCAUUUAACACUCGAGUUUAAGCCUUUCUUGAUGUCGUGAUGAACCCAGUACCGUAUUUUACCUUUCAUAGACCUCUUACUUUUCACUUCUCUGUUGCUUUUGCUUUGUUUUCCUCACCUUAAUUUUCGGAGUCAUUGAUACAGCAGUGGAUUGUUUAUGGUUGUGUUGCUACGGCGCGUUUGGCACGGGUUUGUUGAAGGCGUUCUUGAGCUUACAUCAUCUCUUAUAAUUCUUACAUAUGAUUACUCAAUGUUGACUAGACGCCCAAAUUGUUAGAGCGGUUCGCCGGUUACAA
Molecule: messenger RNA, 3044 nt
Organism: Aspergillus nidulans FGSC A4
Lineage: Eukaryota; Fungi; Ascomycota; Eurotiomycetes; Eurotiales; Aspergillaceae
Exons: 2
Coding region: 238-2736 (832 amino acids)
Cellular component (GO): cytoplasm
Source: RefSeq, a predicted model, not a curated record